AUUUACUCAGCACUUACUUGUGCUUAAUGUGGCUUCUCUGCGUACCCAUCCAUCUUCAUGUUGGCAGCUACUCCCAACCCCAGUCCCUCUGCUGCCUUGGAAUAGAUCAUCACUGCAAGAGAGGAAGCUGCUACUGUGAUGAAUUCUGCCACGUGGUAUUAGACUGCUACCCAGACCACUACGCCCUGUGCAACCCCGCUUCUCAGAAUACCAAGAUGGUGCUGCGGAUGGUGCUGAGGAUGGAGAACCCCCCCCCCGAGACCUGCAAGAAGCAAUCUAGACUGGAUGCAGCGCCUGAGACCAAGGCCUUCACAAAAACGGUAUCUUCCAAACUCAUGGUUGUGAUCACCACUCCUACGGAAGCGUCAGCCACAAGGGGCAGCCCCAUGGGAACUGGAAUGAUCACAGUUGAGACUGUUACAGGCACUGAUCUUGUGGAAUCUGUCCUUGACACCCUUUGUACAGAUGACAACUCAGAGGAGGCAAGGAGGAUUGUAAAUGACAUCUUGACAUUGGCUCACACUUUUGCAGAAGCCAAGGCCCUGGCCUUGGAGAGCAGUGCCGUCUCUAACAGCUCAGUUCUGGCCAUUGCCACCUCACAGACCCUGGCAUCUGACGCUGCUGCUCUGGCUAAAGCCUUGCUCGCCUAUACUAUCACCGACACCAAGGUUAUCAAUUGUAGCGUUAUAGAAAUAGAAACAACUACCACCACUCCUGGGACCUUGGACAUAGGUCAUGACCCCACAGGAGCAAAGGCCCUGUCUCCCUCUGAGAUGUCAGCUUUGCUUGAUUCCACGGAAUCAGAAUCAGACUCCCUGGAGACCAUGACAUCUGCUGAGACCUUGUCAGGAGCCACAGAACCAGCCAUGCCUGAUACCACAGUUGAGACCCCACUACCUUCUAAUAGCACCAUAGAGGGAGGAACAGCAGCAGCAAAGACCACCAGCCCCAGCACAACUUUGGUAACUGUCAGCACGAACCCCUUGGAAGAAACUUCAGCCCUCUCUGUUGAGACAAGCCACACUGAGAGCUCAGUUACAAUCUCCACACGGGCUGGGUCAACAGUGGGCAAAGUGACCUCCCCUGCUGGGCUCUCAUCUAUGGCCUACAGCCACACCCAAGUAGCCACUAGCAGGAACCCCAUUCCCUCAGAGACUUCAACCACAGACAGCACAACCAAUGGGUCCACCCCCAUCAGCAGGAGCCCCUUUCCUCCUGUCCAUCUGACUGUGGCUAACAGCAGCCCAGAGGCAAAUAUCACCUUAGUCAAGACCUUAGCAAGGACCUUGAAGACAGCCAGCAUGACUGGAGGGAAUCUCCCAACAGCCAUGCCCACCACUGCUCAGACAAAGUGGGCCACAGAAGUUACUGCAGGUGGAGAUGGAGGCUUUUUCCUUCUGCGACUGAGUGUGGCCUCCCCAGAAGACCUCACUGACCCGAGAGUGGUGGAGAGGCUGAUGCAGCAGCUCUUCCAUGAACUGUGUACCCUCAUGCCUCCCAUCCAAGUGUCUCUGCUGCGCGUCAAGAGGGACUAAGGACCAUCAGCUGCGGCCAGGCGUGGUUGUGUGCCAAAGGGGGCAGUGCUGCCGGCGUCUGGGCCCCCCACCGCCUGGAGCCACGUCACUGCUACUGCGCUGAGAUGCACCUGGAAGAUUCCCUAGAGGUCAGCUGGCCUAAAUCCUUACCCCAGACAUGGCAGCGGUACCCUAAGGCACAUAUGCCUGAGUGUAUGUGUGUGUGUGUGUGGGGGGGGUUCCAAAGAUGUUCUCAGACUUCCUUUGGCUCAUGUGUUGUGUUUCAGUAAAGAGUGACUUGAUCACCCA
Molecule: messenger RNA, 1823 nt
Organism: Hyaena hyaena (striped hyena)
Lineage: Eukaryota; Metazoa; Chordata; Mammalia; Carnivora; Hyaenidae
Gene: MUC20
Product: mucin 20, cell surface associated
Exons: 6
Coding region: 27-1535 (502 amino acids)
Biological process (GO): hepatocyte growth factor receptor signaling pathway
Source: RefSeq, a predicted model, not a curated record